AUUAUAGACGUUCAUAGCUCCCCGGUUUAGUGUAACGUGUGUCGAUAGCGUUCAAAUAAUUUCAAAUCGGAAUUCGAUUUUUUAAUAAUUUAUAGGAAAUAUAAAUUUUAUGCUGUGAUAUAGUCAAGUAAACGUUGUUUUUAGUUUUAUGUAGUUAACAGUGUUGAAAAGUGCAAUUCUGGGUUUUUCAUAUACACCUUCAGCAAAAUCUAGUCCUAGGUGAUAUUUUGAAGAGGGCCACGCUGUUGCUGAGAGACAUCCAAAUUUUUCAAGUUAGAAGCUAUCUUGAAAGGAAAAAUGCCAUUCACAAACCCUAAUAUUAUCUCAUCAAAGUGACAGUUAUAAUAACACGCCAAAUGGUCCUAACUAAUUAGAACUAGUAGUCGCCUUUUCCUUAAGCAAAGUAACUAAGUUAUCGAUCAAACAUUAGAAAAUGCAGCACCAUCCCGGGUCUUGGUACCUCCCAUGGGGGGUUCCCUUUCAGAAAAUGGUCGCCGUGCCUAUUCCAGCGGCGGCCGCUGCGCCGUUGCACAUGCAAACUCCUACCGUACAUCAUCUACAAGCGAUGCUUGGAGGACUUCCUACUCCCUUAGCAACUUUAAGAACGUUUAUGACUCAACCGGCACAACAACAAACUAGAAAGAUAGGCGGCUGUGGUGGAAGUGAAAGAGAAAAAGGUAAAUUGGCGGGAAACGACAAACGUAAAGCGGACGAUGGCGAAUCAAACAAAGAUAUUAAGAAGGCUAAAUUGGAAACAAAAGCUUUAAAAGCUAAACGUCCCGGUUUUACAGAUGAUCGCUACAAUGAAACAUCAUAUUACAUUGAAAAUGGUUUACGAAAAGUAUAUCCUUACUAUUUCACAUUCACAACAUUUACAAAAGGGCGUUGGGUGGGUGAAAAAAUUCUAGACAUAUUUGCUAGAGAAUUCCGAGCGCACCCCGCUGAAGAAUAUGAACGCUGCAUACAAGCAGGAACAUUAACAGUUAAUUAUGAAAAAGUUCCCACCGAUUAUAAAUUAAAACAUAACGAUCUUCUCGCCAACGUUGUACAUAGACAUGAAGUUCCCGUCACUAGCCAACCGAUCACCAUUGUGCACAUGGACGAAGACAUUGUUGUGGUCAACAAACCUGCCUCUAUACCUGUGCAUCCAUGUGGAAGGUACAGACACAACACCGUAGUAUUUAUUUUAGCAAAAGAAUACAAUUUGAAAAAUCUGCGGACCAUACACAGGUUAGACAGAUUAACCAGCGGCCUUUUACUCUUCGGUAGAACACCGAAAAAAGCGAGACAAAUGGAACAUCAGAUCAGAAAUAGACUGGUUUCCAAGGAAUACGUGUGUAGAGUGGAAGGACAUUUCCCAGAUGAGAUCAUAGAAUGUAAUCAACCCAUAGAGGUAGUAAGUUAUAAAAUCGGUGUAUGCAAAGUAUCACCUAAAGGAAAGGAUUGCAUAACCGUAUUCCAAAAAUUAGGAUAUAAUGGAAAAACUAGUAUCAUCUUAUGUAAACCAAAAACUGGUAGAAUGCAUCAAAUCAGAGUACAUCUUCAAUACUUAGGUCAUCCCGUGGUGAACGAUCCCUUGUACAAUCACGAAGUAUUUGGUCCAUUAAAGGGAAAAGGCGGCGAUCUCGGGGGUAAAACGGACGAAGAGCUCGUUCAAGAUCUUAUCCACAUCCACAACGCCGAAAAUUGGUUAGGAAUGGACGGCGAUAGUGAAUUGUCGAUGUUCAAUAGUAGAAAAUCAGAUUUAGAUGAAUCUUUAGUUGGACCAAUUGUGCCUAAAGGACGUGUUUUGGGUGAUGAGGACACAGAUUCUGCAUCUCGCGAAACAUCUCCAUGUGAUGAAUCUUGUGAAAAUGCUUCCUCUGUAUCUCAAGACACUUCGUCACAAACACCAGUGGACUCUAAUAGUGCUAGUAGUAACGUUGAUAUUAAAGUGACAGUAGCAACACAAACUGGCCAAGAGGCACCUGAUUUGGCUUUUAAUCCAGAUAAAAUGACAGUUGACAGACACUGCUAUGAGUGUAAAGUGCGAUACAGGGAUCCUAAACCACAAGAUUUGGUUAUGUAUUUACAUGCGUGGAAGUAUAAGGGUCCAGGCUGGGAGUAUGUUACAGAACUUCCAGAUUGGGCACAAAUCAAUUGGAUAGAACCAGGUACAUCAGAGUGAUGAUUACUGUCUAAACUCUACAUUCUACCAUAAAAUAAUCUUCAUACCUUCAUUUAUACAGGCUGUAAAAAUAAAAAAAAAAUAUCCAAAAACGUGGCAGGGUCCAAAUUAUUAAAAACAGGUCGGAUUGAAGCUGAGGAAUUAUUUUAAAUAAUGUUUCUGUAUUUCAGUGCUUGUUGAAAAAUAAAAAAUUUUUUCUAUUUGGUAUUUCAGUAGUGUAGAUAAAACUGAAAAUUUUUAAAGUCGCUAGCACCGAAAUUAUUCUUCAUAUCUUAUAUUGGUCAAGAAGUAAUGAAGAAAUAUGUAUUUUUAUAAUCAAAAGCACCUGUAAUCAUAUCAAAAUAAUAACCUACUUUUUUGUACUAAACUAAUGUAGAUAAACAAUUUUUUUAAAGUACUGAAAUACAAACGUGCCUUUAUUAUUCAAAGUAACAGUUAAUUUGCAGGUUCUUUUCUCUAUAAAAUAGAGAUAUAUAUUGAUGUGCUCUUCAUAUCAACAUGUUAUGGACCCUUGCUUGUAUUUCUUUUAUUUUAUAGAAAUAUUAUUACAUUAAGGCAUGUGCAGUUUGAGUAGCCGGAUAACUGAGUUAUAUUGUGUUCAUUUCAUCGAAUUUCUCCAUUUUAUUCCUAACUUUGGUUCUUUAUAACUUACCGUCAUUUUUCAUAAUUGUAGAAUUUUAUUCUUAUCGAGCAAUAGUCUACAUUUUUUUUAUUCUGGUCCUGUCCGAAUAUAAAAACAAGGUAUUAUACCGAAGCUUGUAUUUAACGUUACAUCCAGAUAUAACUAAUUGUAAUUUUCUAAGAAUUUCCUCGAUCACUUAUUAUCAAUUCAGCCAAUGUCAUUUUGGCUUUUAUCGAUAAAAUAAAAUUGAUAUGAAAUACAUUAAUAUAGGCUGUAACUAUUAACAAAACUAUCCUAAAAACGUAUUCUCCCUGAGAAGAACCUUCCUGACUACCUAAGUUAGCUCUACUACAUGUAAUAUCUAAUAUACUGCUAUUUGCUGAAAUUAAUCUAUCGGUUUUCAAUCUUGUUUUCAGUAUAAUGCCAGUCAUCAAAUGUUAUCACAAAUGUUCUCACUUUGUAAAACCAUAAUUGGUUUACAAACCUAUCAUUAAGAAUUGUACAGAGCUGUUCUUAAAAUAACAAUAUUUUCAGUAAAAUACUAACAUGAUCUUGUUGCUUCAAAGUUUUAUUGCUAAGUUAAAAACUAGAUUGAAAGUUACAUAACACUUUUUGAUAAAAAUUACUAAUAGAGAUAAAAAUCUUUCGGAGACAAAGUUCUUGGAACCAUUUUUCGCUUCCUUGCUUUUGUUGCCAUAAUAUAGAUACAAUACAAUGAAUACUUUUAUAACAGUAAAAUCAUACUGCAGAAUAACUUUUCAACUUCAUAACUAUAACAAUUUCUUGUAAAAUUCUAACUUACCGAAUUUUUCCUGUAUCAUCUUCAUUUGAUACAUAUACUACAAUGAUUCUAAACCGCUAACAUCACAUUCAUCUUGCUCAGAAUCACUGUCCCUUCAAUAUCGUGGUGGUAAUCUUAAAAGCUGCUCUUAACAUACCUUACUCUUCACGGCAAUAUAAUAUGAAUAUUCAUUCACCUCUGGAAUGCGGUGCUUUCCAAUCAUCAUUUGCGCAAGCUCUAAGAAUAGUAUCGUGGAUGUCAAACCAUGUAUCAUCUAAGUAAUAAAUUUCUCUUCCUUCAUUACGAUACUAACGAAUUUUUAUUAUAUAUUUGUUUCUCCAUUCUAUAAAACGACUACUUUACAUUAUUUUUUGCUUGUUAUUUAUAAAUAUCCUGAAAUAAUGAUUGUUCGUCUAAUUGUUAAAUCUUGCUUUGAAAUUUUGUAGAGUGUAGUCUGAGUAGUCAAAACCAUUAUUUCCUGGAUCGCAUCUCUUCUGGACAUUCAUGGACUACACAAUCGGUUAAAACACCUUUUUAAGCAUCUGUUUAUAAAUGUUGCCGUCUCUUUGUGCUAGAAGGCUCUAGUAGGGCGUUGACCGAAUCUGCGAAACGAUUUGUUCAUCGUUAAUCUUGAAGACACGGUUACCACAUAUGUUAUUGUUCACAAAAAAUUUCAGAGUAAUUUGACCUUCAAUACACCACCCACUUGCACAGCGCUCAUAAUUAACUACCGACUGUAAUUCGAAAACCCUGCGAAAAGUACCUACCUAAUAAUAAUAAAAAAAAUAUUUCGGAUUAUGUAUAAUACCCUAUUUACAUUUAUUAUUCGCAUUCCGCAUCCAGCAAUAAUUUGAGGGCAUAUUUACUGGAAAGUGCCUUCUACUCUGUAAACGACUUCUAUUCUAAUAAUAUUUAACUCCGGGCAUGCUACAUACUGGUUUAAUUUUUGCUAUCACUUUUACCUAUAAUUUUGUUAUUCAUUGUGGUUUUCUUGUGUAUAUUGAAAUUUCAUUUUAUUUGUUUUAUAUUUAUUUGGGUAUUUUUAUGUUUGUAUUCUAGUUUUUACAAGCUUUUGUCUACAAAUUGUAACAAUUGUUUGAUUUCGCAUUUCUCUCUUUCUUUCUAUUUUCUCCGUAUUAUUCGAUUUAGUAACCUGUUCUAUUUGGAAAUUAUAGUAUUGUUGUUGUUUAUAUAUACUUUUAUAUGAUUCACUGAUUCUAAAAAUCAAAUAUUGUAAUGCGGACCUGGAAAAGUUGUUUACUAUUCAGUUCCUAUUGGGUCGUCUCUUAUCUCUUUUUGUAAUGCUAAGAUUUCUGCAAUUUAAUGAUAGGCAUUACAGUACCAAAAGUUAGACAUUUUUUAUCUAUUUCGGUAUAUCUUAUAAUACUGCGAAAGUAGCACAGCAUAAUUUUUGUUAUGAUGAUUUCAAAUAAUUAAGCUAUCUUAGGUAGCGUUUUCCCAAAAAAAAUGAACUUUUAAUAUAAAUUAUUCAAUACUUAUGGCACAAAUAAUAUCGAUUUGGAGCAAAAUUAUGAAUUUCAUCAAUUAUCGGUUGUUAUGAGAAUAAAAAUAGAAAAAUAUCUGGAUUAGAAAUGUAUUAUAUAAUUCAUUAUGAUAUUAACAUUAUAAAGGAAUAAAACUGCUUUCUACUAGCAAUAUACUUCAGAAUAUUUGUUUCUUCAAUUUUGUCAAGAUCACUAAUAUAUUUCUAUUUUUAAUGUUAUGCAGCUACUUAGACAUUCAAUUUUGCCACUGAAUUAUUCUUUCGUGUUAAAAAACAAAAGUGAAAAAAGCAAGAGUUAUCAUACAUUGAAGAAUAGAAGUAGCUAAGGCACUGACACGGAUUGUUUAUUGUCAUGUUAUACGGAUUGUCGAAAUUAGUAUUAUAUGUUAUUGGGUUUUGGUUCCACAUUGUUUUCAGUAUUGUCAUUUUCAUUCACUCGUCAGGUAGGCAUUUUCAGACAAAUAUUUUCAUAUAUUAUCAUAAUUGUUGAAAGCUUUGGAAUAUAACAGUAUUUGUAGUUUUUUUAACAGUUUUAUUAUUAAAACUCAAAAUCAUGAAUACAUAACUCUUAAUAAACAAUAUAAAUUUGUAUCAAUUGUUAUGUGUAGGUUUUGUUACUGUUUUUACGGGGCAAAUUAUGGAUUUAUCUACUGAAUGAUAUUCAUAAACAUUUUCAGUUGUAGACGUGAAUUGGAUUUGAAAUUUUGUCAUCAAAAUAUUUUUUUCGCAAUAUAAUUAUAAACAAUGUUUUCUACAAAUCCAUAAAUGAAAAUUGUUAAUUGUUUUAUUACAAAUAUAAUGACGAGAAAAUUGGAUUGAAAAAAACAUAUGGCAUGAUAUUUUAAUGAUAAUGCCUACAUUGCUAUUAGUGACAUUUCAGAAACUUGUGAUAUUUUCAUUUAACCUUUGUUUUUAUUAAUAUAUGUUAUUCAUUCCUUUCAAAACUUGGGAUUGUUGGAAAAGUUUAAACUCUUAAAUAGGUUAAGAAAUUGAGCACUAGGCGAGUCAGUGUCGAGAUAGAAUGUAAUGAUCAAAAUUUUUAACUCAUUUUAAAUUAUUUUUUAAAUUAUCAAAACGUUGGAAAACUUUUGUUUCACUUGACUAUGAAAACUGUGGGUCAUUAGGUCAUAGCAUUAGACAUUGCAAUACUCAUAUCACUAUUAUAAUGUUAGACCAAUCCACUUGUCUCAAACAUUCAUCUGAUGUAUUUUUAUAGCAUAAUAAUAUAGGGUAGUUAAAAUUGAAAUAAAAUCAUUCCUCAAUUAAAAGAAAGUACACCCCACAACAAUAUUUACGCAUUAUAUCGUUAUUUCAAUUUUGAAACAAUUACAAUGAAUUUAAGCAAAAAACACUAUAUCAAGAUGAAAUUAAGAUAUUCAAUUUUAACCAGUAUUCUAAAAAAUGCAGAGAUUUAACAAAAAUGUUCCACAAAUAGUUUAAAACAGCACAUAUUUCUAUUUUCUCUUUUAAUAUCAAUUAAAAAGAAAAUUUCGAAGAGCCUAUUAUUAGACUCAUAUAUAUUGUGAGGCGAAUCUAAUAGAUCUGGUAAGUAACUAUUAAUUACAUCCCAAAUAGGUUUUUUUGGAUUGAGGUCGGAGCUGUUAGCUUACCAUACCAUUGCUUGGCAAAUUGUCUCCUACAAAGGCAGCUAAUGCUACGACGUUAACAAUGCACUUUUGAACAUUAAAAGGACUGUUUUAAAUGAUUACUUUGUCGGAGUGGCCCAUCCAUAUUAGUGCUACCCACUACAUUUAUUCAUCUACCAGCAUACCGUUUGUUCACAAUUCUAUAUAAUUGGACACAUGGAUAAUUGCCAAAAAAAAUCACAAUCUUGACUCAUCUGAGAAUAGUAUAUUCGACCACUGAUGGUCUUCCUAGUAUAAUUGAUCAAUAUCAAGCUGUAGUCAGGCUCUUUACUUUUUUGUGGUUAACGGAGAUCCAGUUGCAGGCACUUUGGGCCUCAAACCGAAUCCUUUAAGUCAUCUUCUCAUAUUAUCAUUGCUUAUUUCUUGUUGAUCCACCUCAGAAAUGGUGGCAAAACCUAGUAAAUAUGACAAACCUUUGUCUCAGUUUCAUAUUCAUAACCUGGCCUUUGAUUUCUUCAAAUCUCCUGGAAUCUCUUUAGUUACCUAGAAAUCGACGAUAGUAUGUCAUUGAAUCAUUGAAUUUGUACUUGUGAAAAGCUUCCAAUCGAUGGAAUAGUUACAGCACACUAUUCAGGGAAACAUUAAAGUUGUUGUUUGUUUAUUCCUUUGUAAUUCUCUUUUGUGGAUUAUGGAGCAGGCUUAGUCAUCAACCUACGGAUUCGCCGGUAGCGGGUUCAAAACCCUCAAUAUAGUUUAAAAACCAAAAAAAGACACGCUUAUAAAGCACAUAAAACUAAAAAGUUGAAAAUAUUUUUUUAGAUAAGUUUAAAACAAUAUUUCACAUGAUUAAUCCGGCUAUUAAAUGAGUUAAAAAUUUAUAUGGUCUAUAGUAGUUUUGUUCAUAUUCAUUAGGUGUCUUAUUUUGUAAUUUAAAUUUAAAAAACUGAAAAUUACAUCAUGUACUAAAUUAACUUUUCUCACAAAUUGAUGAUAUCUAGGCAUUUGAAACUUUGAAAUCACAAAUUCUGUUACAAAAUACUUCUAUGUCCAAUAUUUAACUAAAUGGUGAUUGGUAAUUUAGUACGUGCUAUACUUUCUAUUUUAACUAUAUAAUCAUUACAGAAACUUAUAUAUUUAAAAUAUGUGAUUGUUAAAGACAAUUAUAGGGACCUAAAUAUAUUCUAUAAUAUAGCUUAUAAGUAUCAGAGAG
Molecule: messenger RNA, 7870 nt
Organism: Diorhabda sublineata
Lineage: Eukaryota; Metazoa; Arthropoda; Insecta; Coleoptera; Chrysomelidae
Exons: 12
Coding region: 434-2167 (577 amino acids)
Biological process (GO): pseudouridine synthesis
Molecular function (GO): pseudouridine synthase activity; RNA binding
Source: RefSeq, a predicted model, not a curated record